Molecule: messenger RNA, 648 nt
Organism: Amborella trichopoda
Lineage: Eukaryota; Viridiplantae; Streptophyta; Magnoliopsida; Amborellales; Amborellaceae
Source: RefSeq, a predicted model, not a curated record
UAGCGUGGCAGCUUCCAGUCCCGGAGUUUGUCAUUUCAAAUUUCAAAAGAAAAUUAUAUUAAUAUUAAUUAUUCUCUCUCUAUAUAUGCGAGGUGUACGAGUUUUGAAGCUUGCAGGAAAAUUAGGGUAAAACUUCCGUUCUCUCAUCAAAUUAGGGUUUACUCUGUGUGAAAGAGAUUCAAAAUGAAGAGAAUUGGGGCUUUGAUGGCUUCAAUUGCUUCGGCCUCUGCUGUAGCCGUCUCUGAAUUUUCUGAUGAGUCUUUCUUGAGAUUUUCCGGCGAGUUUUCCAAUUCCGGCGAGUCUAAUUCUCGACACUCUGGCCGUUCUGGCAAGUCUUUGUCUCCAGGUUCUGGUGAGGAGGCAUUAUGCAAGAGCAUGACAUAUGGUGAUCCGAGCAAAUCGCAGCCGUCUGAUAAGUUUGCUCCGAGAUUUGACGGCUUGAGAUUCAUUGAGACGUUGGUGACUGCACAUAGAUGAAGCCUCACCCAAUUUUAUUGACAUUUUGUGGUUUACUUUUUUUUUAUUAUGUGGUUUUCUGGUUUGUCAUUGACAUCAUUGCCAUUAUUGAUAUUGUAUGGUCCUAAAAAGGACUGUAAUUCUUUAUAAAUACCAUCUCUAUUGAAUUGUUUAAGAGUUUAUACUUACUGA